AUGCAAAUCGCAACAAAAUUAAUAAUCGGUAUAAUGAGUACAUGGAAGCUAAUACAACGACGUUGUUACGAUCUUCUUUCACAUAAAUCGUCAUUACUUAUUAUUCUUAUUGCAUUUACAUGCAUAUUUGUUGGUACUGUACACUUUGGAGAGGUAUGGCUUGCUUGGAGUAAAGAAAAGUAUCAAGCCGUAUUCCAUUCGUUCAAUGACAAUAUCAUCGGCACUUCGUUUCAAAAUAAACUGUGCCAGCAUGUGCCUAUUGAUGUAGUUUAUACGUGGGUGAAUGGUAGCGAUCCAACGUUUAUUCAAGAUUUACAUAAAUAUAUACCAGUUCCUAAUGACAUUAACGCAGCCGUGUCGAGAUUCAAUGAUAAGGAUGAGUUGAGGUACUCGUUGCGAUCUCUAGAAAUGUAUGCACCAUGGGUUAGACAUGUUUAUAUUAUUACUAAUGGCCAAAUACCCAAUUGGCUGGAUAUGGAUAAUGAGAGGAUGACACUUAUCAGUCAUCAUGAUAUUUUUCCUAAUAAAAAUCAUCUACCGACUUUUUCAAGUCCAGCUAUUGAAAGUCAUAUCCAUAGAAUACCAGGAAUAUCUGAUAAAUUUUUAUAUUUUAACGAUGAUGUUUUCCUGGGUACGGAAGUCUGGCCUGAAGAUUUUAUCACGCAAACUGGCGGGCAAAAAGUUUAUUUAGCUUGGUGGAUACCGGACUGCUCCGAUAUUUACAGUGAAGUGAUGGAAGAAGACGGUGACUAUCCGUAUAAGCUUCUUCAAAUGAAUCAAGAAAAAGAAACAGCAAAAUUUUUUGAUUCAUUAAAGCAAAAAAAUCAAAAUAUAAAUUCUUCAGUUACAACUCGUCCUUCUGUUAUGACUUCUCCAUCAUCAUUACCUUCUUUAAAUUCAUUUUCAACGUCCAGUCCUUUGAACGUUAAUGAAAAUUCACUGGAUGAUAUAAUUAAAUUACUGAAGGAUAAACAUAAUCAUAUAAAUAAUACUCAAGAUAAUGAAUUAAUACUUUCAAAGAAUAGUUUUAGAAUAAACAGAACUGCCGACCAAAAUGGAGAUAAAAAAAGAAAAAAAUUAUCUACGUCCACUGAAAUAAUAGGAUUUAAGUACGAGUUUGCUCAUCCGAUGAGUCGCCGUAAGCAGCAAAAUCGAAAUGAUGAUAUUAUAAAUCUUGUACAUAUAAGUGAUCCUGAAAAAUCAGACAAUAUUAAUAAUAACAAUAAUAAUGACAAUGACAAUAAUAAUAAAUAUCCAAGUCACUUAAAACGUAAAAUACGUCGACUGGAUACUUAUGCAGAGUCAUUAUUAUAUGUUAAUAGAAUUUAUAACGCAGCCUAUGGGUUUCAGCGACGUCGCGUGCCAGCUCACAUGCCACAUUUAUUAGACAAAAAAAUAAUAGUGGACAUGCAUGAUAAAUUUAAAUUUGAAUUCGAUAAAACUUCGUCUCAUCGCGUAAGAAAUUCUCAAGAUAUGCAAUUUGCAUUUUCAUAUUUUUAUUAUCUUAUCAGUGAAAAACAACAGUCAACUGCUGGUGAAAUAUUUGAUAAAUUUGAUACUGAUAAAUCGGGUACAUGGUCUGAUCGUGAAAUAAGAACUCUUUUAUCACGAAUAAAUCCACUUCCGUUGGAUUAUAGUCUUGUGGUAGAUUUUGAAAAUGCAAUUACUAAUUGCUCACGUCGUAUUAAAUUAACUGAUAGUAAAAAUGUAGAACCACCAUCGGGUGAACGUUAUCUUGAUUCUAUUCUGCCUACUGUGACUAAAGAAUUAAUAAUAAAAUGUGACGCGAUAGCCAAUAAAAUUAAGUCGCAGUUUGGUGAAAAAAAUCGUUAUCAACAUGAAAUUUUAAAAGCCGGAAGAAAUGAAAUAUUUGAAAUGUUAACGAGCAACGUGUCCCAAACAGUACAAUUGCUUGAUGAAAUACGACGAGAGCCAAAAAAAUUUAUUUGUCUAAAUGAUGAUAUGGAUCCUUCACGAAAAUCAGAGAACGAUAUUAUUCGAGCUUUACUUAAUGAUUUUUAUCGUUCUCUAUACCCACUUAAGAGCAAUUUUGAAUUACCUGCUCAGUAUAGAAAUAGAUUUUCUCACCGAAAUGAAUUAUACGAGUGGCGAGCUAGUCGAGCGAGAGCUAGGAAUAUUUUACUUUUACUUAUAUCAUUACUGAUGUUUAUUACGAUUUAUCAUUUAUUUUACAAUCAAAUCCGACGAUUUUUACGCAACAGAUCUCUUCCGGCUUUUCUUGUGUAA
Messenger RNA from Cotesia congregata, 2247 nucleotides. Lineage: Eukaryota; Metazoa; Arthropoda; Insecta; Hymenoptera; Braconidae. The record is from the annotation of a GenBank genome assembly.